CAUCUCUCGUACUCUCGUGCGCCAACACCACUCGAAUUCUACGGGAGAUCUCCAAGCUUUUUUUCAAAGUGUUCAUUAUUUCAAAACAAAGUAAAAGUUAUUCGUUUAUUUUGGACAAUCGUAUAGAACAAUCUGAAUAUCCAGCACAAUGACUCCACAAAGAUCCAUCGCUGCUCUAGUCAUCGUCCUUCUCUCCGUCGGCUGCGUCCUGUCUCAACAUCCACGCGUUCCAAUCACACCUUGCAAUGGUAAUCCCAUGACUGGCAAAGUGUUGGAAGUGCGUGUUUCCAACUGCAACAACAACUUCCCUUGCAUCUUGAAACGAGGAUCUCAAGCCACCAUCGAAUUUGAUUAUAUUCCUGCUCAAGACACGAACCGGGUAACUACGGGAGCUACAGCUCGUCUUGGAGCCGUUCCUCUUCCGUUUGUUGGUACAAACAAUCAGCCAGCGUGUUCGAGGAUUACGUCAAAACAGUCCCGUCAGAGUACCGGAUGCAACUUAAGGGCCGGAGAAGUCUAUACCUACUCGAACACAUUCCCCAUUCUGCAAAUUUACCCUGUGACCAACGUGCUGGUUCAGUGGGAGUUGAACGAUGGCAACCGACAGAAAAUCACGUGCUUUACAAUUCCUGCCAGGAUCGUCUAAGUCCGAAGACGUCAGAACGACAAAAUGCUUUUGACAAUCUCAAUUUCUAUUUUUUUUUUGUGUCACUCUUAAAAUUUCAAUUAUUCUUCGACAGUGAGUUUUCUCAAGUAGAUUACCUCUGCAAGCCAAGAGCUCUUUUAUAUUUUGAUAAACGUUUUUUUAAACUAUGUACAGAGUAGCCUACUACAAUACAAUCUCUAUAUUUUACGGAAAUAUAAAA
This is a messenger RNA of Daphnia carinata, 866 nucleotides long. Its product is annotated as NPC intracellular cholesterol transporter 2 homolog a-like. NCBI's taxonomy places the organism in Eukaryota, Metazoa, Arthropoda, Branchiopoda, Diplostraca, Daphniidae. The coding region runs from base 149 to 646 and encodes 165 amino acids. The record is from RefSeq and is a predicted model, not a curated record. The transcript is spliced from 4 exons. Gene Ontology annotation, molecular function: sterol binding. Gene Ontology annotation, biological process: sterol transport.